Molecule: messenger RNA, 1044 nt
Organism: Penicillium paradoxum
Lineage: Eukaryota; Fungi; Ascomycota; Eurotiomycetes; Eurotiales; Aspergillaceae
Product: sugar phosphate isomerase/epimerase family protein
Exons: 2
Coding region: 1-1044 (347 amino acids)
Source: RefSeq, a predicted model, not a curated record
AUGUCAAUUCCACAUUCAAGUCUCAAAAAGAUCCCUCUCUCAUACGCCUCUUGUUCAAUCGGUUGUGGACCAAGUGACACAUUACCACUUCGUCUCCAAGCAAUCAGCGAAGCGGGCUUCAGCGCAAUUGAACUCUCAUUCCCCGAUAUUACGGACUACGGCGAGCAAAUUACAGGCCAAAAAAUUGCGCCGGACAACUACGGCGAAAUCUUGAACGUGGCAUCGCAGAUCCGCAAGCUAUGUGAAGAAAACGGACUGAAGAUCAUGAUGCUGCAGCCAUUCGCCAACUUUGAAGGCUGGGUUAAAGGCUCUGUCGAACGGGAAGAGGCGUUUGCUAGAGCGACAGGUUGGAUGGAGAUUAUGAAUGUCGUAGGUACGGAUCUAUUACAGGUCGGAGCAACAGACACACCAGAAGGAUUAAUCAGCUGCGAGCGAGAAGCCAUCGUCUCCGACCUGCGAGCGUUAUCCGACAUCCUCGCAAAACGCAACUACCGCCUUGCGUACGAGAACUGGUGCUGGUCGACCCAUGCGCCGGGUUGGAAGGAUGUUUGGGAGAUAGUGAAAGCUGUUGAUCGUCCGAAUUGCGGAUUAUGUUUGGAUACGUUCCAGACUGCGGGCAGUGAAUGGGGUGAUCCGACCACUGAAUCUGGUUUGAUUGAAUCAGUCUCGCAGUCCGAGUUGCGGAAGCGAUUUGAUGCAAGUAUGGAAGAGCUUGCAACCAGUGUGCCCGCCGAUAAGAUUUAUCUUCUUCAGAUUUCGGAUGCCUAUAAGGUCUCACCGCCGUUGCAAGAUAAAACCAUUGAUGGUUUGAGGGCCCGGGGUCGCUGGAGUCAUGAUUAUAGGCCUAUGCCGUAUGAUGGCGGGUAUUUGCCGAUUGAGGAUGUUGCGAAGGCGGUACUGAGGACGGGGUUCCGGGGUUGGUUUUCGAUGGAGAUCUUUGAUAGUGGACCGCAGGGUUCUGGGAAGAAGUAUGAGAUGGGACCUUUUGCGGCAAGGGCUAUGGAUAGUAUGCAGAAGUUCUUGAAGAAUUGUGCGACGGAUUAA